Loxodonta africana (African savanna elephant) is the source of this 2515-nucleotide messenger RNA. RefSeq names its product mesoderm posterior bHLH transcription factor 1 (gene MESP1). The coding region runs from base 1 to 759 and encodes 252 amino acids. Gene Ontology annotation, molecular function: protein dimerization activity; RNA polymerase II cis-regulatory region sequence-specific DNA binding; DNA-binding transcription factor activity, RNA polymerase II-specific. The transcript has 2 exons. The record is from RefSeq and is a predicted model, not a curated record. Gene Ontology annotation, biological process: regulation of transcription by RNA polymerase II; mesoderm formation; heart morphogenesis. Gene Ontology annotation, cellular component: nucleus. NCBI's taxonomy places the organism in Eukaryota, Metazoa, Chordata, Mammalia, Proboscidea, Elephantidae.
AUGGCCCAGUCUCUGUGCCCGCCGCUCUCCGAGUCCUGGAUGCCCUCCGCGGGCUGGGGCCCAGCUCCGCCGCCGCCCUCCGACAGGGACUGCGGCUGCUCCCCCGCGUCGUCCCCGGACUCCUGGGGCAGCGCCCCGGACGGUAGUCCUCUACGGAGCCCCCGGCGGCACGCCGCGCGCUCGGUCCCCCGGGCCGCGACCACAGGGAGGCGCGGCGCCCGCUGCAGCCGCCUGGGCAGCGGGCAGCGGCAGAGCGCCAGCGAGCGCGAGAAGCUGCGCAUGCGCACGCUCGCCCGCGCCCUGCACGAGCUGCGUCUCUUUCUGCCGCCGUCCGUGGCGCCCGCCGGCCAGAGCCUGACCAAGAUCGAGACGCUGCGCCUGGCCAUCCGCUACAUCGGCCACCUGUCGGCCGUGCUGGGCCUCAGCGAGGAGAGCCUGCAGCGCCGGCGCCGACGGCUCGGCGACGCGGCGCCCCCUGGGGGCUGCCAGUUCUGCCCCGACGGCGGCCCCGCGCAGGCGCAGACGCAGGGCCUGGGCUCGUCUGCCGGCACCGCCGCGUCCUGGGGGUCCCCGCCCGCCCGUCCCGGAGCCCUGGCAGCGCCCGAGCCGCGCGACCCUCCGGUGCUCUGCGCUGAGACGGUGUCUCCCGAAGGGCAGACGAUGGAGCCGAGCUCCUCAUCUCCGCUUUCUCCUGGCGACGUGCUGGCCCUGUUGGAGACCUGGAUGCCCCUGUCGCCCCUGGAAUGGCCACCAGCCUGAGAAGCCCAAGUGACAACGAACUGGCGCCCUGUCUGUGAGCACUGAAGCCUUUUUGGCCUCAGCACCUUCCUCGAAGCAGCCCUUCUCUAGCCUCCUUUUCCUGAAAGAGGGCACCAGCGAUACUGGCAUGGGCAUUCUUGGGGGUGAGAGCUAUCCCCACGAGGACAGCCCUAGCUAAGAGGGACCCGUAGAAUAGAUGCUUUAAGGCAGGCAGAAGGCCCUGCUUAGUGUAUAUUUAUUUAUUUGUGAAUAAACUGUUUUUGCUGUGUCAUUUGGCAAUUCCUUUUUCCUCUACGUGGACAAAAAGCCCCCUGCCUUCUCUCCAAAAAUGAACCUAGAAAAGUUGAGAGAGUUUCCUGCAGUCCUCAGUCCCCACAACACACAGGCCCAGACCCCUUCCUCCCUGCUUGCAGCCCUGGCUCAGCAUCUCCUAUUCCACAUGGGUCAGUGUGGAAGGAGUAGAGGUUUCGUAUAAGAAAGUGGCAGCAACUAGAGUCUGUGCAUCUUUUCUUUGAACCGGGUGGGGAGCUGGGUAAAACCAGAGCAUCUCUAGAAUCCCUGAGCGGUGCAAAUGGUUAGUGCACUCAGCUGCUAACCAAAAGGUUGAAGGUUUGAGGCUACGAGAGGCACUUCGGAAGAAAGUCCUAGUGAUUUACUUUUGAAAAUUCAGCCAUUUGAGAACUCUAGGGAGUACGGUUCUACUCUGACAUACGAGGGAUUACCAUGAGUCAGAAUCGAGUACUUAGUAUACAUCAGGUGCUUCACACAUACUACGCCCAAAUAACCAUCGUAUAGAAGAAUAAACCAAAUAAACGUCAGUGCUCAAGCCCAAAUAUGACUCCAGAGUCUGAACUCUCAGCCCUGGUAGGAUAUUGCCACAUCUGUUCAUUCUGGGGAAACCCUGGUGGCGUCGUGGAUGAGAGCUAUGGCUGCUAACCAAAAGGUCAGCAGUUCAAAACCACUAGGUGCUCCUUGGAAAUCCUAUGGGGCAGUUCUGCUCUGUCCUAUAGGGUUGCUAUGAGUUGGAAUCGGGUUUGUUUUUUUUGUUCAUUCUGGGGGAGCCCUCGUGGCACAAUGGUUAAGAGCUUGGCUGCUAACGGAAAGAUCGGCAGUUUGAAUCCACCAGCUGCUCCUUGGAAACUCUAUGGCGUAGUUCUACUCUGUCCUAUAGGGUCACUAUGAGUCUGAAUCGACUUGUCGGCAAUGGGUUUGGUUUUGGUAUUCAUUCUGGGAUAGGAGCCCUGGUGGUGCAGUGGUUAAAUGCUCAGCUGCCAAAUGAAAGGUUGGCAGUUCAAACCCACCGGCUGCUCCGAGGGAGAAAGGUGUGGCAGUCUGCUUCCAUAAAGAUUCCAAACCGAACUCAUUGCCAUGGAGUCGAUUCCAACUCAUAGCAACCCUAUAGGACAGAGUAGAACUGCCUCAUGGGGUUUCCAAGGAGUGCCUGGUGGAUUCGAACUGCUAACUUUUUGGUUAGCAGCUGAACGCUAACCACUGCACAACCAGGGCUCCUCCGUAAAGAUUACAGCCUUGGAAACCCUAUGGGGCAGUUCUACUCCAUCCUAUGGGAUCGCUACAAGUUAGAAUUGACGGCAACAGGAUUCAUUCUGGGGCAUGAGCUAGCUCCAAGGAGUCAUGUCACUGUGUCCCAAGUCCUAUUCCCCUUGCACUGGCACCUCCUCGCCUGGACUCUGGGAUUUUCCCAUCUCUCUUCUCUCUGGUUUCCUGCCCAUGUUGCUUCGGGACAUAAAAUAACAUC